CUAAAAUGUUGUAUAGGUGGCUGGGUGGCUGUUGGUUGAGCCUUCUGUCUCUUGAUUUCCGGCUCAGGUCAUGGUCAUGAGGUCCUGAUUUCCGACUCAGGUCAUGGUCGUGGGGUCCCCAAGUAGCAACAGUGUAAGGCGUGUUCAUCACCGGAUUCCAAGUGGGAAGGCUCAGGCACCCGAGGAAAUGGGAGGAGGGCAUCCACCGGGGCUGGAAGGUUUCAGGAUAGCAACAGGCUAAAAGGAAGGGGAUAUGAGGUGGCGCAGCCUGAGAGGGAAAACUCGUUGCUGCAGGCUUUCCCCCGGGCUUCACACAGGUCCCCGCCAGGCGCCCGGUGUGCAAGUCCCCAAGGCCUCCCCCUGCUCAACGCUCAGUUCCCAUCUUGCUGGAGAGACCCUGUGCGUGACUACACGGGUCGUGGACACUGCUUCCCGCUCACUCUCCCCUUCACCUCUCCUAACUUCGCUUAAUCCUGUCUCUGCCGCCCCCACGAGGGAGCCUUUUCCAGGGGUCACUUGCAAGCCCUUUUCUUCAUCAGGAGGCCCGCGGGUCCCCACCACCCCCAGCUUCCUGCAAGCCUGCUUCCACCGCCCAGAUCGCGGACCCCAACCUCCUCCCUGGGCUGAAAGGUGGCAACCACGAGACUCUAUUCCGCAGGGCUUCGGGUGACAUCACAUCCUCGGAUCGCAAAAUCUGGCUCCUAGGCCGGCUGAAGGGCGCGACUCCCGUCCCCGCCCCUCCCCGCCCCGUCCCGCCGCGUCCCGUCCCACCGGCUCCAGCGCGUGUCCGCGGAGCGCGCCAUGGCCUCUCGGGUGACCGCCCUGCUCCUGCCGCUGGCCCUGCUGCUCCGUGCCGCGGCGGCCAGCGGGCCCAGCCGGUUCCGCAUGACGCCGCUGAAGGUGGUGGGACAGCUGCACGCGCAGGUGGAGCUGCAGUGCCAGGUGCUGCUGUCCACCGCGGCGCAGGGCUGCUCGUGGCUCUACCAGAGGAAUGAGCCAGCCGCGCCCCCCGUCUUCCUCUUGUACAUUUCCAAGAGCCGGUCCAAGACGGCCGAGGGCCUGGACACCAAACACAUCUCCGGCCAGAAGAAGCUCGACGACACCUACAGCCUCACCCUGAGCCGCUUCCGCAAGGAGGACGAGGGCUACUAUUUCUGCUCUGUCCUGAGCAACUCCGUUCUGUACUUCAGCCCCUUCGUGCCGGUCUUCCUGCCAGUCAAGCCCCCCACUACGCCGGCGCCGCGGCCACCCACGCGGGCGCCCACCAACGCGUCCAAGCCGGUGUCUCAGCGCGGCGAGACCUGCCGGCCUGCGGCGGGCAGCGCAGUGAAAACAAGUGGGUUAGACUUCGCCUGUGAAAUCUACAUCUGGGCACCCCUGGCUGGGACCUGCGCUGUCCUUCUCCUGUCAUUGGUCAUCACCAUCAUCUGCAACCACAGGAACAGAAGACGUGUUUGCAAAUGUCCCAGGCCCGUGGUCAGACCAGGAGGCAAGCCCAGUCCUUCAGAGAAAUAUGUCUAACAUGGAGAUGGAUCCUGCAUGACAGCCACUACAAGACCAAAUAGAAUUCUCUUUAUGAGAACAGCAACAGUCCCCCCCUUUUGGUUUUUCCGGACUUCUUCUUUUCUUAUGUAUCCAUUCUCAUUAUUAUUUUUGUGGGGGUUGGGGGGGGAGGUGACUUUUUCUUUAUGUGUUUUUCUUAGUUGACCCAAAACAAGACUGUACAUCUACAGUACACCACAAGCGUUACAAUACCAUUGUGUGCAUGCAUUGGGGUAAAGGGCAGACAGGCUAGAGCUACCAUGAGCCAUGUUCUCAGAAUUUGGUGGUUAGAGCUGGUGAUGGGGGGCAGGGGCCAGCGGCGGUGGCGCUCAGCAUGACUCAGUCCAAACCUCUUCAGUUGACAUCCAUGGAUGGGGAGCAGCUUGAUCAGAGUCACAGCAAGUUUCAGGGCUCUUCUUCCAAUCACUCAGGUCUUUAUUCUGGAGGCCUCUGUUUCAGCAGGUGGAGUACUGUGUCUCAAACCAUAAGGGCACAAGUUAUUUCUUAAGCAGCAGUCAUAGACCUAUGACUAUCCCCACAGUCCCAAAAAGGUCAUGAAAUAAGAGAACUUCUGCCUUUCACAGAGUUCUGUAAUGUAGCUGAAUAGUAUCAGACUUUUUUUUUUUAAUAAUGAAGUGUGGAAUUGUAAUGGAAUAGGAAGUUCUCAAAUAAAGUCGGAGGAGUGAACCGAAUCCUGGAAAAUGAAAAACUCCAUCUCUGAAGAAAAUCUCUGGGAAAUCCCCAAAUGGAGGCAAAAUUGCCCUCCCAGCCCUUGCGCCGCAGGGGGAGCCCAUGAAAGAGGAGAGACCACCGCAAGUAUGAUCUGAGCAUCAGUAUAGUUGAACAGAGGUCCUCUUAAAUCUCUAAACCUGAGAUAGCAUAUGUGAACAUGCUCCUGAAACAUCAAAGACACCUUACGAUUUGUAAAGGCCACAUUGUUAAGGGCUGCUAGCACAGGCCCUGGCUUCCCCUCCAUCAGCAGUUGUGGGGAUGUCACAGAAGGGACUCUGGUGAGGAGCCUCAGAGCCAACUCCGCUGCCCUACACACGCAUUUCCUCUCUUAUGGAGUUGAACAAGCAAUGAGUGCUCAUUGGAAGGAAAAACUUAGACAAGGAAGUAAGAAUCACCUGUAAUUCUUUACCUCAGACGUAAUCCAGUCUUAUUACAUUCUUCCUGAUUAUUUUCUCUGCAUAUAUGUGAUGUAUAUACUUCUGAUUUUUAAAAAUGGGAUUGUUCUAUGCUUUUUAUAAGUGGCUUUAAUAAACAAAACAUUUAUGACCUAUUUUUUAACAAUGAAGUAGCUCUCCAUUUUCAAUUCUGCCAACUUUAUUUAACUAUUACUCAGCAUUUAAUUUUCUAGUUUCCAGUUUUUCACUACUAUAAUAACAUAGGAUAAAAUCCGAAAAGUAAAACUAUGGGGCCAGUCCCCACUUUCACUGUGGACUCCCCAUUUCCACAUCAGUGAAAACUGAUUAGCCUCAUCUCGCAUUACCUUGUCUUUUGUUCUUUCAUGGCAACAGAUGAGCUGAUAUUCCUCUCAUAAUAAUAAAUCAUAAAAUCUUCACUCUCCUUGAGGUAAAAUAUGCAUACUGAAAAGGGCCCAAAUCCUAAGUGUACAGCAGCUCUGAGACAUCAUUAAGUGAACACACUCACAUAGCCAGCACGAGGUCAGUAGAGAAUUUUCCCUGCACUCCUAAACCUGUCGUUUGCAACCUUAAUUUUUAAAGCCAAGACAUUUUCAAAGAACAGAAAUCAAGAGGGAAAAGUGUCGCAAGUGUGAAAAAGCAGAAGUGAAACCUUAGAGUUCCCAUGAGACAAGGUAUUGUCCUUGCCCUCCUGCUCCCCAAACCUAUCCAGCGACCAGAACCAGGAGCCGCUGUGGAGACUGAGACCCAGUUCAGAGAGGGCUUCAGGCUUGGAGGCUGCCUGUGGAAGCUGUCCCUGAAUUCCCUGGAAAGGGUGACAAGGAACAUCCUGUCUCCUCAUGGGAGAAACUUGAGAGAAUGGCUGUGGAGUGCUGAUUUAAAGAACCCCGGCCAGGGUGAAGACAGGAAGAGGGUUUUUCCUCUUCAACUUGCAGCUCAAGUGAUGAGUAGCUGGGCAGCCACCCUGGGGAGGCUCGGAGAGAGAUCAAUACUUACUGAUUUUUUCCAUACUCCUUAAAAAGAGUUUCACUUACCAUAACUAAAAUGGUGAACACUAUUUUGGAGAUUAAAAAUAUCAACAUGGGGUGUGGGGGGGUACCUGGGUAGCUCAGUUGGUUGGGCAUCAGACCCUUGACAUCACCUCAGGUCUUGAAGUUUGUGAGUUCAAGUCCCACGUUGGGCUCCAUGCUGGGCAUGG
Molecule: messenger RNA, 3885 nt
Organism: Nyctereutes procyonoides (raccoon dog)
Lineage: Eukaryota; Metazoa; Chordata; Mammalia; Carnivora; Canidae
Gene: CD8A
Product: CD8 subunit alpha
Exons: 6
Coding region: 802-1521 (239 amino acids)
Source: RefSeq, a predicted model, not a curated record